UAGAAUCUCUUUUCCCCCAAAAUUCCUCAUUUUCAGCUCGGUGCAGAGCGGCGAGUGAAACGAUGUCGUCCUCCGAGGCAGGGGAAACUAAGAAGAUAACUCUGAAAAGCUCCGACGGAGAGGUCUUCGAGGUGACGGAGACGGUGGCGCGUGAGUCGCAGACGAUAAAACACAUGAUCGAGGAUGAUUGCGCUGACAACUGCAUUCCCUUGCCUAACGUCACCGGAAGGAUCCUAUCGAAGGUGAUCGAAUACUGCAGGAAGCACGUCGAGGCUUCCUCUUCAACCGAUGAUGACCUCAAGGCGUUCGAUGCCGACUUCGUCAAAGUCGAUCAGGCAACUCUCUUCGACCUCAUUUUGGCUGCAAACUACCUGAAUAUCAAGAGCCUUCUGGAUCUGACUUGCCAGACUGUGGCUGAUAUGAUUAAAGGAAAAACUCCAGAGGAGAUUCGCAAGACCUUCAACAUUAAGAACGACUUCACACCUGAGGAGGAAGAAGAGAUCCGCAGAGAGAACCAGUGGGCUUUCGAAUGAGAUGUCAUGUCUAGAUGAACUGUCUAUUCUAAUAGGAUAAUUUCCAUUCAAUGUUGAAGCUGGAUAGCUUUUUAAGAAUUGAUUCACCCAAAGUGUUAUGUCAUUUUACAUGCUUUUACUCUAUUUCAAUGAAAUAUGGUACUGGUUUAGUUGCUUA
Ipomoea triloba (trilobed morning glory) is the source of this 690-nucleotide messenger RNA. RefSeq names its product SKP1-like protein 1A. Gene Ontology annotation, biological process: SCF-dependent proteasomal ubiquitin-dependent protein catabolic process. Gene Ontology annotation, molecular function: cullin family protein binding. The record is from RefSeq and is a predicted model, not a curated record. NCBI's taxonomy places the organism in Eukaryota, Viridiplantae, Streptophyta, Magnoliopsida, Solanales, Convolvulaceae. The transcript is spliced from 2 exons. Gene Ontology annotation, cellular component: cytoplasm; nucleus. The coding region runs from base 63 to 533 and encodes 156 amino acids.